Messenger RNA from Torulaspora globosa, 3201 nucleotides. RefSeq names its product Ecm21p (gene ECM21). Gene Ontology annotation, biological process: ubiquitin-dependent endocytosis. NCBI's taxonomy places the organism in Eukaryota, Fungi, Ascomycota, Saccharomycetes, Saccharomycetales, Saccharomycetaceae. The record is from RefSeq and is a predicted model, not a curated record. Gene Ontology annotation, cellular component: cytosol; plasma membrane; cytoplasm. Bases 1 to 3201 code for a protein of 1066 amino acids. The transcript has a single exon. Gene Ontology annotation, molecular function: protein-macromolecule adaptor activity; ubiquitin protein ligase binding.
AUGAUUGAGGCCUCUCGUCAGUUUGCCAUGCCUUAUCCACUACCAAGACCGAUUCCAUCUCUAGCGGACCGUGAUGGGGAAGACCAUGUUUUCAGUACGUUGGGUGGCUUGCGACCUAGAUCGGUGUCUCCAACGAAAAAUGUAGGGAACCGGAGACGGUCUUCUACUAUUAAGAGCACUUUAUUCUCAAUUUUCGGCGCCGCUGGCGGUUCCGGCUCACAUCAGAGGGGUUCCAGUCUGCCGAGAAGCAGUUCGACUUUGAGCGUCGGCUGUGGUGAGACUGCGGUGGAAGAAGAUGAAAAAAGCAGAAGAAAAAGUGCUGCAGGGGGCGAAUUGGGCUGUUUAAGACACUCACGGGGCAGCUUUAAUGGUGCUAUAUCGGCUCCUUCGUCGCCAGAGCAGAGUUCUGCGAAUGAGGCAGAAGAAGGUACUGCUUCAACUUCAUCGUGUCAAAGGGAUGGUGUCGUUGACGGUACCACCGUUGGAGGUAACUCGACUACCUGUUCUUCGACGUCGAAUCCCUCGAGGGGCUCGCUGAAGUCAUUUGGAAGGGAGUUCUUGUGCGAGUAUCUUACUGAGCGGGGAUUAUUGGCGCCAAAAAUUAUAUCAGAAACUCCUGACAUCCGAAUCUCAAUAGCCACUAGUGGUGAUCACGUCUUCCUGCCGACAAUGUCCUCGAGCGACGACGAGUAUCUAGCCAGACUGAACGGCCUACGAAGUGACGAGGAGGAAGCCGUGGAAGUGGAGCCCGAUGCUUUGCAGGACAGGCCACUCGGCAAUACUCCCGAUGUUCCGAGCCAUUCAUUGCCAGGUUUCUCUGAUUCAACUUCCUUAAAUGACGAGAGAGCUAUCGAAGAUGACACAGAUGAUGCAAGCGAUGAGCUUCCGGGAGGACUCGAAACCGGCGGUUCUGAUACCAGAACGUGUCAACGCAUGAGUUCUCUUACUUCUACUUCUGUGGCAACACCUGCUUUCGAGAUUGACAAUUCAAUGGCCACAUGCACGAUGGCUGUAAUUUUGUCGUUUCCUAAGGUAACUACGUUGGGAAAUAUUAGAGGGGAAUUGUGCUCCCGGGUGAGGGUGUAUUGGCACAAUGGUGUCCCCCCAACAAAGUCGUUCUACGAGGAGUUUUAUUGCGCAGGGUCCCUGGAAUGGGAAUUGAACACUAACAAUGCAAAUCUCUAUGUUCCACUUAACGUUUCAUCCGAUGAGAAGAUUAUAGAGAACAAUAGAAACCUCCGACCGAUGAAGUUAUUCAAGAAUAAUUCCACCGAAAUGAGACCAUACCUCGAUAAGAAUCAGACAAGGACAAAUUUACUGAAGAAAGUGAAACUUCGUAAAUCUCAAGUUUUCCAGCCCGGGGAUUAUGUCUUUAUAAUACCUGUUGUGUUUUCAAAUCACAUUCCUGAGACGCUCUAUAUGCCAUCGGCCCGCGUCGACUACCGAUUUCGUAUUGCGACUAAAAUUUCUUCGGACGAUCAGACGGCUGUCCCAGGUACUGAUAUGGAUCGUGGCAGGCAGACAGAGACUGAUCAGCCUAGCGGAAGGAGAUUCAGUAAUGCAAUUAAAAAGUUUAAAAAUAAUCUGCACGUAAUGAACCAGGCGCAAACCAAAAGUGAUGAAUUGAAUGAAAUAUAUUCUGAGUAUCCAAUCGACGUGGUACGAACGCCGCCUUUGAUUUCUAUCUCAACGGCAAAUAAGCCGGUUUAUAUCAAUCGUGUGUGGGCAAACUCAUUAUCAUACGAGAUUUCUUUUGGUCAAAAGUACGUUCCUCUCGGUAGCAAAGUGCCAGUUAAGAUAAAGUUGGCUCCUAUGUGCAAGGGCAUUUAUCUAAAGAGGUUGAGGGUUAGCGUGAUCGAGAAGAUCACGUUUGUGAGCAAGAAUUACGAAUAUGAGUAUGAUCAGAUUGAUCCCGUCGCCAAAGACCCUUACAAUCCCUACUUCAGUGAUUUUGCCUCAAGGAGGAAGAAAGAACGGAACAUUUCUCUUUUGGAAGUCAGAACCAGUGAAAAGGGUUCUCGUGCCAUUAGGGAAGAAAUCGUUGAAAAUUGCAUUAACGACAAUCUGCUAGCCUAUGCCGCGGCCGACAGUGAUGAUGGGCAACCAAUCAUAGGAAUAGCAGAACCAUUAAUGGUCGAGACUGUCCUUGAGUUUCCAAGAUAUGAAGAUCUGAACAAGAAGACAGCCAGGACUGUGCCGCCUUAUGGCAUCGAUGUCUACACUAGCGUCCCAAAUCCCGAGGCUGCGUCACAUGUCCCUACUCAUCGUAGCGGUGUAAUGGGAUUCUUGGUUAAUCGUAGGCCUUCACUUACCCAUCAGAGCAAAGGAAGUAGCGAUUCCGGCCAGUUAGGCCGUCCUCAGUCUGACGAAAAUUUCCACGAAACUACUUUAAGAAGCAACUCGGGAAUUCCCGUCCAAUUCCACACCAAUUUGAACAAGACUAAACGUGGUCUCUACCUGGACAGCUUAAAUUUCAGCAAUAUUUACAGUAAGCACAAACUGGAGUUUAUGCUACGUAUCAGCAAAAUAGACGAUACGAAUCCAAAGAGAUUGAGACAUUACGAAGUUUUGAUCGACACGCCGGUUUUCUUAGUUUCUGAAUUAUGCAACAAUGGUAACAUGGAACUUCCGACUUACGAUAUGGCGAUAAAAAAGCAGCCGCCUUUGGAAGCCGACGCGGAUGCUGCACUACCGCCAACUUUUGAAGAGGCUAUCUCUGUACCAGGCUCUCCAAUACAAUCGCCCAUCGUGUCUCCGUUUGGAUCUCCCAACGUAAGAUCCCGCUAUGACGCUGACGACCUGUCAAUCCAGCAGUUAAGCUUGUCCCGCAGCAAUUCAAUAGCGGGACCCUCUGAAACAAUACCUUCAUCGUCUCACCAGAUGUCGCUAUCUCACCCAAUGGAAGCCAACACGCGAUUCAACAAUCUCGAUGGCAUACUAAGUACCAAUGCAGCCAACAAUACGGACAGCGGAGCUUCAUCCGGCGCAAACGAACCAGCUAGCUUCGUGACAUCCCAAGAACCCACACAUGGAUCGGGCAUUUUCAAGAGCAGAUAUUCUCUGACGCAAAAUAGCGGUCCACCAAAAGACGACGAGGACCAUGGAGGAACUUCAGAAGAAGAAAUACCAGACAGCGGGCCGACAGCUUCGCCGCCUCCAGGCUAUGAUGAAGUGAUUCCGCUGAUGAGCGAUGAAGAAUAA